Messenger RNA from Micropterus dolomieu (smallmouth bass), 4130 nucleotides. RefSeq names its product zinc finger protein 653 (gene znf653). Gene Ontology annotation, biological process: regulation of transcription by RNA polymerase II. The record is from RefSeq and is a predicted model, not a curated record. Gene Ontology annotation, molecular function: transcription coregulator activity. Gene Ontology annotation, cellular component: nucleus. NCBI's taxonomy places the organism in Eukaryota, Metazoa, Chordata, Actinopteri, Centrarchiformes, Centrarchidae. Bases 103 to 2043 code for a protein of 646 amino acids. The transcript is spliced from 10 exons.
GUGUGGGAAGACUAAGCAGAAAAAGGCGUCUGUACCGGUGCUUCCUGUUAGGUCUGACAACUUCCGGGACGCCAGGUUACAACAUCAGCUGUUGAGGCCAAGAUGGCGCAAAGCCUGGCAGACUUGGAGGUUCCCCUGGAUGCUGACCAAGCUGGGGACCAAGGGAAAUGUGUUUUGAGGCGUUGCAGAGGACGGCCCAGGCUCACAGACUCGGACCGAGCUCAGAGGCGGCUUGAAUCCCGAAAAAAGUACGAUGUGAGGAGGGUGUACCUGGGAGAGUCGCACAAGCUGUGGAGUGAGCUCCGCAGGCGGACCAGUCUGAGUGAUGCUGGACUGGCAGAGUACCUGAUCCUGCUCAACUCCACCUAUGGAGAGAAAUACCAGCAGAAAUACUGCGGGAAGAAGAUGUCUCCAGAAGUCUCUGUAAAACAGAAAAAAGGCAGGAAGGAGCGUGUGUCCAGCCUCCAGAGCCUGGUGUGCUGGUACCAGGAGCACUCCCGCUCCUGCCCUCAUGAGCCCCAGCUCAGAGCCCUGGAGCCCCAGCCCAACUUCUCUACCACUGCUAUCUGGCAGUGUGACUCUAACCACUCAUUUGUGCAGUACCUUUUCUCACCACCGAGGGAGGCAAGUGACUCUGAACAUGAAGAGGAAGUGAACAGAGAAGGGGACGGAGAGAGUGCAGCACAAACAGACGUGCUCAUGGCUAAAGGUGUAGUGAGCAGGAAGAGGAGAAAGGAGGCUCACAAACAGUUCAAAGAUGCAGGAGAAAGUGUCGAUGUUUCCGAGGUACAACAUUCAACCAUUAGCCCAGUAGAACAGACUGCACCUCUGAACCACCAGCCCAGUAUAGAGGCCUCUUCCAAGGAUGUUCCCCUGACAGGACAGCCUGUCUGGGAGAUGGAGAUGGUCAUGGAGGGACAGCAAGGCUCCCCCGCAGCAGCAUUUCACACCCUCCCCUCAGAGGAGGAGGCUGAGGAUCUGAGGCGAGGCAGAGACGGAGGAGAAGAGGAGAUCAGGACUGUAUCGCACGGGUACGAGUGUGUUACCGUGACGGCGUCCUCAGCAGAUAAACUGGAGAAGACGUGCGGGGACUCGGUGCUGUCACAGAGCUUUAGUGGCUCAGUCCAACUGGGAGCUCAGGCGGAGCUGUCAGUCCCGCCGCCCAUGCAAGUACAAGAGCAGAGCGAGCUGUUUGACCCUCACACUCUGCAGACGGUGGUGACCAGCUGUGGGAUUCCUGACCAGAGGAGCACUUUGGAAGGCUCACAGUUAAUUAUCAUCACUGGCCCCAGCUAUGAGGCCCUGGCAUCGGAGGGCAUCCAGCUCAACAUGGGCGGCGGAAACGUGGAGGAAGUCACCUGCACUGUCAUCGGGGGUGUCACCUACAACCAGGUUUGCACGUCUGACUCAAAACUCCGACCAGCAGAGGAUGAAGACUCCAUGACAGGUCUGAGUGAUAAACAGCUGCUGCAGCCUACUGUUGACGCUUUGGAGCUGAGUAGUGACAGAGAGCUGCAGCGGAGUCUGAGCAGCGUCAGGUCAAAGAGAAACAGGCGAGGCCCCGUCAUAGAGGCAGAUGGGAUGCUCAAGAUGUUCCACUGUCCGUAUGAGGGCUGCAGUCAGGUCUACGUAGCUAUUAGCAGCUUUCAGAAUCACGUCAACCUAGUUCACAGGAAAGGGAGGACCAAGGUCUGCCCCCAUCCAGGCUGUGGGAAAAAGUUCUACCUGUCAAACCACCUGCAUCGACAUAUGAUCAUCCAUUCAGGGGUCAGAGAUUUCAUCUGUGAGACAUGUGGAAAAUCAUUUAAGCGUAAGAAUCACCUGGAGGUUCACAGGCGGACCCACACAGGAGAAACACCACUCCAAUGUGAAAUCUGUGGCUACCAGUGUCGCCAGCGUGCGUCCCUGAACUGGCACAUGAAGAAACACACUACAGAGGCCCACUACAACUUCACCUGUGAAUUCUGUGAGAAGAGGUUCGAGAAGCUGGACAGCGUUAAAUUCCAUAAGCUAAAGAGCCACCCGGACAAGCAAGCGACCUGAGGAGUUCAGACACUGGUGAUAGGAGCUAAACAAGACAAAAAGACAGGUUGGCCCCCGGAAACCAAAGGGAGACUUCCAGUGAAGAGACGGACUUUCCUUUGCUGUGUUUGUCUUGUCUGUCAUGUCCAGGAUGAUAUGAACGUCACCUGUGAACACAUAAGCAGUGGUUUAAGAUAAAAGUGGGCCUGUCUAACCGCUGUGCAGGACACACACUGUUGCAAAGUACAGGGCCCAAACAUGGGUUUUGAACUUAUUUGGUACAGUGGGGGGGGGGGCAAAUGCAGUGUUUAGUAAUGAUGUACAAUUGACCAUUCGCUUAGUCCCUCCCCCAAAAAGCUCAUAGUUUAACAACCAUGACAGUUUGGUCCGACAUAUUGAAGCGGUGUGCAUGGCUAUAGUAAGAAAGAUAACUCCAUAUAUAAAGAUUUUGGCUGAUGGUUUCAUGCUUUUUUGUAACUCCAAAAUCACAAGAGCAGAAGUGUAAAAGAAAAUGGUUGGAAGUAAAUGGAUUAAAGCAUGUUUAUCUGCUCUAAGAGAAGCUCCAAACGUUAGCAUGGCUGGCUGACUAGCUUACUACCUACAAUAGCAACUCGUUGUUACUUCCAAUGGCAGAAGCAUUUCAUACUACAUUAUUUAUGUUGUUAUAGGCUACAUUACAUGGAGCCUGUCUGGGAUGCUACUAUAUCAGACGCUAACAGCUAAUGUUAUUUGGGAAAGGAACCCCAGCUAAACUUGUUAUCCGAGAUAGUGUUAACCUUCACCAAAACACAUUGGUCAGUUCUUAUCCUAAAUGCCUUUUCUCUUGUAAUGUUAAACGUAAAACAUACUGUUUUUAAAAUAUGAAUGCGAACAAUGUAAUCAUACAUUUUUCUCUAUCAUACUUAAAAUACUAGUAUCUUAAUAACUAGCUCUUAGUACAAGCUCUCAACUCAUGUAGCUUACGUUAGCUUAAUUAGCUAGCUAGUUACAGCUGAUAAAAUCUACCAGCAGCAGUUAUAAUUUCAGUGGCAAAAUUGACGGUAGUCGGCUAAAAAUGAGGGGCUGCUUUUUUUUCUACCUCUGUCUGAAAUCAAGAACAAAGAAUUUUGAGUGGUAAAUCAGCCACCAUUACCGCUGUAAAGCGCAUGUACACCGGCGUACCAACAAUAUCUGGGGAGGGGCAAAUGGUCAAUUAAAGGUUUGAUAUAAAAUAUUAGGCAAACAUUUAUGUAGGCUUUGGAAAGUGUUCUGCAGUGAUAAGGGGCACAUCAUUUGUAUUAAAUGGGUUAAAACACUGGAAUGGGCCGUUAAAAAUUAAAGGUGGGGUAGGCGAUUCUAAUCCAAAAUACUGUAAAUGGGAAAUAAACAAAGUGGCUAUUCCAGCCAUGAUUUUUUUGUCAGGUAAUAUUUAAUGACUCGCCCACAGACAUUCAGCUUACUUCCCUGUUUGCCAACAGGAGGAGCAGGUGUAACAUUACUGGCUCUGGGAUCGUCUCGCCCUCUCAUGUUAACUUCAUGUUGGCAGCUAUGGUUGGCAGCAGCAACUGUAACAACAGUAUGCUAACCCACAACUAAGUAAACUGUAAUUACUUUACUCGCUCUGUCAUGGUGUUGGAUUUCUCCAGAAUUUCUUACUCCACCUUUAAGAAUCAUUUAAAUAUAAUCGCUUGGUCAAAUAAACCAAAAAGACAAAUUACUGUUAAUACCAGUGUGGUGGUUAAGAUAUCAUGACAUAUGUGGGUGUUAAAUGUACAUGAAAUUAAGGCUGUAUAAUUGACAUGAGGUUUGAGCGUUGUGGGUUGCACUUCACUGCCUGUACUGACACAAAUAUAGGUUCUUCCAUUUCAGUCAUUCAAAAAUUGGCCAUCUGUGGUGUGGGCCAGGAGAGCAGUGUUUAUCUUUCAUUUUCCUAUUAUCUAUUUUCACCGUCCCAGUGUCCAGACUCACAGGCACCGACGAGAAAUUCUGUGAGUUUAAUGUGAAUAUUUCUCAGGAAAUUCAGCUCAGUUCUCUUGUGUUCCAUCUGUAUUUUAGUUUCUAAGCAAAUGCACUUUUUUCUCUCCUGUCAAUUUUGUUAACUGAUGAAUCACUAAAAUAUGUGAGUAUGA